UCUCACCACAACCACCACAACUACCACCACCACCACAUCCACCACAGCCUACCUGCUUCCCUGCCUACUCUCUCCUCUGCUACUCCCUGCUCAGCUCUCCUAGUGGACGGACCCCUGCACUUCCUCUCUCCUUCUCAAUGAAGUGCGUCAUGAGCGAGGAGGAGUUCUUGCUUAAGUGGAACAACCACCAGAGUAAUUUUGUAGAUGUAUUCAAUGAACUCCUCAAAGAUGAAUCAUUCGUGGACGUGACGUUGGUAUGUGGGGGAGAAGCAGUGCCAGGCCAUAAAAUGGUGCUGGCAGCUUGCUCCCCCUUGCUGCAUCGUAUCCUCCGUGAUAACCCAUGCAAGCACCCGUUGGUCAUCCUUGGUGAUGUGCCUGCGAGGGACAUGAGGGCUAUGAUGAAAUUUAUUUAUCAGGGUGAGGUUAGUGUAUCUCAGAGUGAAUUAGCAAGUUUCCUCAAAACUGCAGACAACCUGCAAAUAAAGGGGUUGGCAGAAGACAAGGAAAAAGAAAAGGAGGAGAAGAAAAGAAAAGACAAAGACAGUGAUAGAUUAGAUGGGCGGCCAAGCAACAAGAGACAACGAACGUCAGAUUCCAGAACGACAGACACUUCUUCUCCGCUACCUUCACGCUCACACAAAUCACUCAAUGAUUCUCAUUCUUCUAGUCACAAGAGUCGGAGUAGAGCCUCUAUAGAUGACCAAUCACUCAAAAGUGGUGGUAGGGGGGGAGGCCUGCAUGCUCCAGCCUCCAAACAUAACUCGUCAAAGAAUUCCAGCUCAAAAACCACUUCUCAUGACAUUCCUUCUAAAGCCUCUAAGCCAUCGGAGGAGAAUGAUGCUCGACAUGUUAACUCCAAUAACAGUGUUGGGGAUAAUAUUUUGCCAAAAGAGGAGACAGUAGAUGAACUUACAGUUAAGACUGAGCCAUUAGACUAUCCCGGAGAGAUGGUGUGGACUGAAGGUCACGGCACCAUCAACAGUGAUACCUUGGAUGAUGCUCAAGGACUGCUGCCCUUCGCUGCGAUACCUGGAGCAUUAGAGGGAGUGGCUGCUGCCAUAGUUGCCUCACCCAGCUUACCCAUCAUGGAGUUUGGUGAAGAUAGUCGAAACGACGAUGAAAGUCGAGGAGACAUGUCAACAGCAUCAGAUGACAUCAAUGCCAAUACUACUGGGGGUGCCUGGUUGCGGGGUAGACUAGCCCAAGGUUGUGUUGGAGACAUUGGGACAGUUCAUCCUCCCAGUUUGAGUCAUCCAGCACUGCCGUCACCACUACCUCCAAAUCCUCCUCCUCCACCAAUUUCCCAUCAUCAUCAGCCACAGGAGCAGCCGCCACACUCAUCAAGUCAGCGUGGUGUUCUUGGGUUUCACAGUAAUAUUGUGGUACCGACCUUCCCAAAUUCUACUAACAACACACAAAGCAGCAGCAGUGGACCUACCUCAUCGCCACCAUCAACAGCAGCAUCAAACUUCUCCACCACAAUUACAACAAGCAACAAUAAUAGUGUACACAAGUGCUAUCAGUGCCCUUUCAUCACUUCGAACCCAUACACCUUUACACGACACCUGCGUAUUCACCUGGGCACCAAGGAGUUCCGUUGCCGAGUGUGUGGUUUUGCCUCCUCACGCAAAGACUCCCUCAUUCGCCACUUUCGCAUGAAACAUUUAACAGGAGAGAUGUCAGUGUACCAUGAUCUUGAUUCCCGGGACAUUGAAGAGUUGGCACUGAUCAGGGGUAUCUCUGAUGGACUCCAACUUUUGCCUAGUAAAUAUUAGAGAGUGUGACAUUCUGUAAUUUUAUGAUAAACUUGUAUCUUUGGGCAUCUUACUUCUUCCAUUUACCUUGUUCAAAGGAUAUCCAGGUACACACAUCCAUCAAAUAGGCUCAAGAAAAUUAGCAUAGUUUUUUUUUUUCAAACACUUUUUUCUCAGGUAUAUUGCUUACUAAAAAAUUGAAUCAAAAUAUAUUAACAAUGAAGAACAACAUUUCAGUAUCUUUUAGUAUUAUUUGUGUAGCACAAGAAACUUGAUGUACAGUAUUAGAUUUUAAAGCUUUUUGAUUAGUAUUGAUUAUUUCUUUUAAGUAUUUUCAUUGAAAGGGAUUUUUUUUAUUUCUUGGGUAUAAAUAAGCUGCUUGGAAUGGUGACAUCCAAGGAAUAGUGCCGAGAUAGUCAGUUUUUCCAGAAAUUUAAUGAAUAUUGUACAGUAUUCUGUAGCAGCUCUGAAAUUUCAAGCAUUGACUUACAAUAGAAGGGUCUGUUGUGUAGUCCAGACUUAAUAUUCUGUCCAGAGUUGUGCUCUGAGUUUAAGCUCAUCAACACAAGCUUUAGCCUUGGUUGGUCAUCCAUCUAUCCGUCCAUAAACUUUUCAUAUUUCUAACUACGUACUGUCCUUCAAAAAUACAGUGAUAUCUGUUAGCCGGAACAAUUGGUGCGGAGCACUUCCGGGAAUAAAAGAUUUCUGGGUAAUGAGACGACUCUCUCAAAGCCAGAAAAAUAUCCCUCAUCCCCAGAAUUUUCCGGGUAACGGAAAUUUUUUUUCGGAAGUUCCAGAAAUUGCCCAUCACAUAAUCUCUCGAACCCGGAAAAAAAAACUCCCAUCCCUCGAAUUUUCCAGAAAAUGUGCCCCUCGGAAAAUCGUUCCCAAAGCUGGAAUUUUCCAGAAAAUUCCGGCUUUGGGAACAAUUUUCCGAGAAAAUAUCAAUUCCGGCUAUCGGAGAGUUCCGGGUUUGAGAGAUUCCGGCUAACGGAGAUAUUACUACUAACUUAAUUUUGGUAAAACUUUAAAGGAAUGUUUCUUGGAUGAUCCCUUUUCCUAGAUUUAUUUGAUACAGUAUCAAUAUGUGACAGUAGAUGUUAAAGUCGUGCAGGCUUUUUUUUUUUUUUUAAUAACCUCACAAGGCCAAAAUUCUAUAAUUACUCUUAGUCUUCUCAGUUCCUAUUAAUGUAGUCCAUCGUUGGCAGAUUAAGGUUAAUUGUAUAUUUCUGACUUACCCCGGUGUUAGCUCAGUCUCACAAGUUCAGUGAAUCAUCUGUAUUGUCCUGUCCUGUGAUGAAAUUUGUGGUUUUGAAACUUGGGGGAAAUACUGGGCGGUGAAAUAAUCCUUCACUUGAUAGAGUGUGUUGUUGAAAGAAAAUUGUAGUUGGAAGUGUAAUUGAAUAGUGUUGUUGGAUGCCUGCACUUAUGGCCGAGUGUGUGACGAAAUAACCAGCUCCUUCAAAGUCAGCAGUCUAUACAUAGAAUAUUUCUUUCAUCAACACCCACUGUUAUUACAUGGUGAAUAAGGGAAAUUAAGAAUGGGUUAUUGCUAUGCAUUAAAUAAUAGUUGGGCCUCAUAGCCUGUUUCAAAAUGAUCAUCUGCUCAGACCUAUAUUUGAAAAUAUGAGUUGGAAUGUGUUAAAGGAAGUAAAGGAAAUGACCAGUGUAAGGAUGUUUAAUAGUCUUAACUUGCUGUUUGUGGUUAAAAGAACAUUGAAUAUUGACCAACAGAACAUGCUUGCAUAAAAAUGGUCUUUUUUUCUUUUUUCUGCACCAUUUAAAUUUUCUGUUUGUAUUCUUGCAGGUGUAACCUAUUUUGUUAUUCCACUUUCUUAUAUAUUUGUGAGAAUGGUACUUGCUUUACAUUUGUAACAACUAAAGCAGUCUAAUGCACCAUCAGGUUCUAUGAUGGUGGGUCUUUUACAUGAAAAAAUCAAUAGUUGAUUUUAUUAUUUUUGUACUUAUCUACAAGCGUGUAAGAAUAUUGUUUGUAGUUGCAAAUAUGGAAAUUAUUUAAGAAGCAGUAAUCAUGAGAUUUUACAUGCUUAAAGGGUAGAAAAUUAUUAUAUGUAAUAAAUGUCUAUUUUAUAAAAUUUGUGAUAUAGGUUUCCAGUUUUCAUACUUUUAAGUUAUCUCUAUUAUGGAAGGUAUAUUCUUUCCCUCGCGUACCUGUUUUAUAGAAAUGCAAUAUGUUUUAUAGCACUUUGGAAGAAUUGAUUCAUAAUGUUGGUGAGGUGAUACAGGACGUAUAAUGUUUGACUACUGCCUCUCCAAGUUCAUACUGUACAAGCCUUGGUAAGGAAAUAUAUCAGUAUACUGUAUUGAUAUGUUCUCUGUAAUUUAAAAAGUGUUUGAAAUAUUUUUGUACUGUCAAGAGGAAGUAACUGAUAUUUAUAUUAUUAUAUAAAUAAAGAAAUAUUGUUGAUUGUGAGUAAACAUCACAAUACAAUGCAGCUUAUAUCUUUAAAA
Homarus americanus (American lobster) is the source of this 4226-nucleotide messenger RNA. RefSeq names its product broad-complex core protein isoforms 1/2/3/4/5-like. NCBI's taxonomy places the organism in Eukaryota, Metazoa, Arthropoda, Malacostraca, Decapoda, Nephropidae. Gene Ontology annotation, cellular component: nucleus. The transcript has 5 exons. Gene Ontology annotation, molecular function: protein binding. Gene Ontology annotation, biological process: regulation of transcription by RNA polymerase II. Bases 138 to 1775 code for a protein of 545 amino acids. The record is from RefSeq and is a predicted model, not a curated record.